AUGGCCGCAGCCGCGGAGCAGCCCACACACAUAGGCGAAGUGAAACGAAGAGGGAAGGCCCAGUAGGUGCAAGCUAAGAGAGCCCGGUGCAGGGGCGGCCUGAGGCAGCUGGAGCCCGGACUUCAGGGUAUCCUCAUUACUUGCAACAUGAACGAGCGCAAGUGUGUGGAGGAGGCCUACAGCCUCCUCAACGAGUAGGGGGACGACCUAUACAGGCCCGAGAAGUUUGUAGACAAGGAUAAGCAACCAUCUGGAAGUGAUGAGGAAGAGGAAGAUGAUGCAGAAGCUGCCUUGAAGAAAGAAGUCAGUGAGAUUCAGGCAUCUACAGAAUUGAGAUUAAGACGAUUUCAGUCAGUGGAAAGUGGAGCAAAUAACGUGGUCUUCAUUAGAACACUUGGCAUAGAACCUGAGAAACUUGUACAUCACAUUCUAAAGGAUAUGUACACAACCAAGAAGAAGAAAACACGGGUUAUUUUGCGUAUGUUGCCCAUAUCUGGCACAUGCAAAGCUUUCUUAGAAGAUAUGAAAAAAUAUGCUGAAACCUUCUUGGAACCUUGGUUUAAAGCACCAAAUAAAGGCCCAUUCCAGAUUAUUUACAAAGCACGAAAUAAUAGUCACAUGAGCAGAGAAGAAGUUAUUAAAGAACUAGCAGGAAUAGUGGGCUGCCUCAAUCCUGAAAAUAAGGUAGAUCUCAGUAAUCCCCAGUAUACCAUUGUGGUGGAAAUCAUUAAGGCUGUCUGCUGUCUGAGUGUUGUCAAAGAUUACAUGUUGUUCAGAAAAUAUAACCUUCAGGAAGUGGUCAAGAGUAACAGAGAGGGGUCUCAGCCAAACACUGGCCAGGACUCACAAGUAAAAAAUGGGAAGAAAGCAAAAUUGGAGUUGGAAAACACAGACAAGGAGAAUCUCAAAUCAAAUGAAAGUGACUCUGCAGAAGACAAAAAUAAUCCCCAGGUAGUAGUAGACAGUAGCAAAGAGGAGGAGCCACAGAAUCCACUUUCUGAGACCCAGAUGGAAAGUGAGAAAGGAGUCAAAUCUGAAAAUGGAAGCCAAGUUAUAAAAGGUUCUAAAUCAAAAGAAAGUGACCCAGUCUUAGAGAAAAACUAAUCAGUCAAGGCAGGAAAUAGUAAGAGAAUUCCAAAGAUGGGCACAAAAUAAGCUAUCCAAGUUGAGAAUGUUAUUUUUUUGCAUAAAUAAAACUGGCACUGGAGGCAAAUUUAAUCUGAAGUUUAUCAAAGUUAUGGAAGUAUUAGAAAUACAAUGCUAUUUUUCAUUAGCAGCUCCAUUGGUUGAAUCAGUUGUGGACAGA
This is a messenger RNA of Gracilinanus agilis (Agile Gracile Mouse Opossum), 1306 nucleotides long. RefSeq names its product THUMP domain-containing protein 1-like. The transcript has a single exon. Lineage: Eukaryota; Metazoa; Chordata; Mammalia; Didelphimorphia; Didelphidae. The record is from RefSeq and is a predicted model, not a curated record. Gene Ontology annotation, molecular function: RNA binding. Gene Ontology annotation, biological process: tRNA modification.